This is a messenger RNA of Tachysurus fulvidraco (yellow catfish), 1429 nucleotides long. RefSeq lists its product as uncharacterized. Bases 94 to 1131 code for a protein of 345 amino acids. The transcript is spliced from 6 exons. Gene Ontology annotation, biological process: response to bacterium. The record is from RefSeq and is a predicted model, not a curated record. NCBI's taxonomy places the organism in Eukaryota, Metazoa, Chordata, Actinopteri, Siluriformes, Bagridae.
GGGCUGAGCUUCAUGAUGUCUUAAACUCUCAGUGACGCCCCUCAGGCUCAGUGUGUUGAAAGGACAUGCUCAUGCACAAGCCUGGGGUUGAAGAUGAUGAUGCUGAUGUGGAUUACAGCUGUGCUUUUUAGUCAGACCGGUUCUGCACAAAAGAACGUCCUCCAUCAGCCAGACUCUGUGAUCACUGCUGUUUCUGGUGAAAACGUGACUCUACAGUGCAUUCGAAUAGACAACAAAAGCACCGAUCCUAUUAUGUGGUACAAACAAGCAGCAGGACACGAGCCUUGUGUAAUGGUCACAGUUCAUAAAACAGCACCAAGUCAUAUUUUUGAAGAUGAGUUCAAAUCCCAGAGGUUUACUGUUGAGAAUUUAAAAGAAAGCUGCAAUUUGAAAAUCAAUAACGUGGAACCGUCAGAUGAAGCCGUGUAUUACUGCGGAAUAAAGAUAUUUACAAUAGAGUUUGGGAAAGGAACAUUUUUAUCAGUGAAAGAUGACAGAGAUGUAAAAGUGAGUGUGUGGCAGCGCGGCGUGUCUGACUCGGUUCCUGCAGGAGCCUCAGUGACUCUGCAGUGCUCGGUUCUCUCUGAGAGCAGAGCAGCAGAACUCCAAGUGCUCUGGUUCAGAGCUGCUCCACCACAAUCCCAUCCUCAAAUCAUUUACACUCAUCACAACAGCAGCCGUCAGUGUGAGAGCGACUCUUCUACACACACCUGUGUGUACAACUUCUCCAAGAACAUCGUCAGCCUCAAUGAUACUGGAACUUACUACUGCGCUGUGCUCCUGUGUGGGAAGAUCAGCUUCGGGAACGGGACACAAAUACUGCUGGAGAGAUCCAUGGGUCCUGAAGUGAUCUGCCUCUCUGUAGCUUUAGGAGUGUGUAUGGUUGUGAUCUUCACUUUGACCUUCGUCUUAAGCUACGAAGAGAGAAACAGUGAAAGACACAAAGACAGAAUUCAGCACGAUGCCGUGAUAAACACUGACGAGACGAACACUCAGGUUCAUGAUGCUGUAGAGCUGAAUUACGCUGCAUUACAUUUCAAUGAAAGGAAAAUUAAAAGAAUCAGAGGAAAUCGAGGUCCAUCUCAAAGCAGUGUUUACAGUGAAGUGAAAUAUUCCACCAUUUCUCACUAAAAAUAAUCUUUAAUAUUAUUGUGUAUGUUUGAUCAGCUUUAAUGUUUCUGUGAUAUUAAUCAUCUGGAUCUGUUGUUCUAUGCUGUUCUAUGUAUUUAUUUAUUUUUUUGGCAUGAUUUGGCUCCACCCAUCUCUGUACGUUAAUGGAAACAUCAUUUUCUUCCUGAAAACUUUUAUCCUAUAAUGAAAUGUUUCUAUACUGAUGGAGGUGAUCUUCCGGAAUAACUCCGCCCACCAUGCACACAGCACCCGUUUCUAUACUGGAUUACUUGUAAUAAAAUCUUUUACAUUUUCACAA